UUGCCUUCCGAUCAAUGUUGUUCUCCAGCUAGACGCUUUAUACUUUGCCAACUUACUGUAUUUUUAAAGUGCUCGGGAGCAAUCACGAGACCGAAAACGGGCUAUAUUCCUGGGAAAGUUAGUUAGUAAGCCAUGUUUGUGUUGAACUGUGCUGGCAAGGUUGAGGGAAUUUUUUAGAAGGCACCCGUAACUCGAACACCAGUUCUUCACCACAUUCCUAGAACUCAGCUGAUGUAGUAAAUACCUGACGAUGGAAAGAAGAGGCGAAGCAGAUUCUCCCACAAGAGUGACCUCCAGUAACAGUAGGAUACCAGUGGUUCCUUUAGUGCAAAAUUUUAGUGAUGUUAACCACUAUGCAUCAACAGUUUCUCCAGAAGGUGUAGCCAUACCACGCUUUAUUCUGUCACCCAGCCAACAACAGCAAAUUUCAGAUAUUUUCUAUCUCAAGCAGCAACAGGAGCUGCAGCAACAGCUCCUCUACCAAAACUUCCAACACCAGUUACAACAACUUCAACAACAGCAUCAGCAUGAACUGCAGCGCAAGAGAUUGCUUAUGAAGAGACAAGAAGAGCACCGGCCUAGAGAGCCGCAAGAAAAGACACAAAAAGAAAGGGAACACCGCUUUCCUCAACCAAAAAUUAAGGUUGAACCAGAAGAAUCUAAUGAAAGAGGACAUGGUAGUUCAGCAAUGGAUCAGGGUGAGCCUCCAGAAAAGCAAUCUAAAAUAAAGCAAGAAGUGCUUCAAUCUCCCCCAAAUCAGCCUCCUAUAGCUACUCAACAACAGCACUUUCAGAAGCCACCAGCACAGGAUAACCAUCAUCCACAACAACAGCAACAGCAACAACAUCAACAGGCACCCCAGCCACCACCACAGCAGUCUCAAGGAUCUCAGCAGCAGCCUCCACCAGAAUUAUCUUCAAGUGAGGUGAAGAAGCGUCUUCAUGAAUUUGUUAUCAGCAAAAAGCAAAAGGAUCUUGCUUUAGCUUCUGGGACACAUGCACAGGCCUUUAAGCACUGGAACCAGCAAUAUGAUGAUUCAGAUCGAAUUACUCCUCUAGGAACUGGCUAUGAAGGGGUCAAUUAUCCACUGAGAAAAACAGCUUCUGAACCUACCCUGAAAGUGAAGUCACGACUCAAAGCCCGACUUAGGUAUUGUCAUGGAAGCCCAUUACUAUACAGACGUCAAGAUCGUCGAAAUGGAAAUAGAAUCAACAAGAGCCUAACAUUGGAAAAUGCAGGAGCUGAAAUGGGUGAAUGUUCCAACCCAGGCUCCCCAAUUCAGUCAUCAUCUACCUCACCACACAGAGAGGGUUCGUCACCCUUGAGUACUGGUCCUGGGUCAGGUCUUGGCCACAGUCUUCCCAAUCUCCAAGCAAUUCCACGUUACCCUUCAGGUAUGGAUCACAGCCGUGGCAGCCAGCUGUGGCUUUCAACCCAGCUUACUAACAAACCCCGUGUUCUAAGUCAUGGUAGUAGCUUGGCAAGCAACGAUGUGACUCAUAUGGAAGUGCAGCAGAGUCCAUAUUCUAGUCAAACUAUUUCAGAUGGAAUAGAAGAAGAGGAUGAGAGUGAUGUUGCUACAGCUGCACUGCAUCAAGCACGGUGGAAGCAGCUGGCAUUAGCCCAAGCACAAGCACAGAUGCUUUCCAUGGGUUAUGGAGCGCAACAAUUGAAAGUGAAUUCUGUGUUGCCACCUUCGUCAUCUUCAACAGGACUGCCAUCCGCAUCACCAGAAGCACAGAACAACUUGCUAUCACCUCGCAGAAUAGGAGGAGGGCUAUCUGCAUCACUAACGACUGCACAAAUGGAAAGGCAAUUGAAGGAACACCGACCUUUGCGCCAGUCUCUGUCAGCACCAGGCUUGUCUUUGUCAAAUGGUGUAGCCCUGCACCAGCAGCCGCAGAACCAAGAACUGUUACAGCAGCAGCAUAUGGAAUUUAUGAAACAACAACGGGUGCAACAGCAGAAUCAAGCCAGGUUCAUCCAACAACUUCAACAGGAGUUGCUUCUGCAGCAGAUUGGUGCCAAAAACCUCCAAAUGAACUUGCAAAAGUUGCAAGAGUUACAACAGCAACAGCAGCUGCACAAAGAAUCCCAGGCAGCGCUGAAAGAACACUUGGAACAUAUGCAACAGAAAGAAGCUUGGAAGGGGCGUCUUUUACAGUUACAACAACAACAACAGCAACAGCAACAGCAGCAGCAAAAACUGCAGGCUCAAUUGCUUCAGCAGCAACAGCUGCAACAACAACAACAACAACAACAACAACAUCAACAACAACCAUUACCUAGACUUGUUCGUACACACAGUCAUGAUGACCUCCCCUCGCCCCAGACCACUCAAGAGCAACACAUACAAGAACUUCAGCUUAUUCGUCAGUUACAUCAACAGGAAUCGCCUGAAAGAGACUCCUUGUCACAGGGACACCAACAAGCUCUACAGCUACGUCAAGCAGAUUUAGCUGCAGCGUCAUCAGCGGGAUCUGUCUCCCCAGGGGCGACUGUGGGCCACAGGCCUUUAUCAAGAGCCCACUCAUCACCUGUUGUAGGCAGUGGUCAAGUGUCUGAAACAGGGAAUCGUACCGGCCUUGUUUAUGACACAGUUAUGUUGAAACAUCAAUGUUCGUGCGGUGAUGCCAGUUCCCAUCCUGAACACCCAGGAAGAUUACAAAGUAUCUGGGCACGACUGCAGGAGACUGGUGUUGCCAAUCUUUGUGAACGAGUGCGUCCCAGAAAAGCAACCUUAGCGGAGAUUCUUACAGUUCACAGUGAACAGCACACCAUGUUGUUUGGUGGCAGUACACAGUGUAGAACAAAGAACGAGGAUGGGACUAGUACUUUGCUCAAGUGUUUCAAUAAGCUCUUUUGUGGUGGGAUUGGGGUCGAUGGAGAUACAAUAUGGAAUGAAAUGCACAGUGCCAAUGCAGCCAGAAUGGCUGUCGGAUGUGUUGUGGAACUUGCAUCUAAAGUUGCCAAAGGAGAACUUAAGAAUGGAUUCGCUUUAGUGAGACCUCCAGGCCAUCACGCGGAAGCUCACCAAGCGAUGGGCUUCUGUUACUUUAAUAGCGUGGCAAUUGCUGCGAGACUACUGAGACUGAACCUGUCUGUUGAACGAGUUCUGAUCGUGGAUUGGGACAUUCAUCAUGGAAAUGGAACCCAGCAGAUGUUUUAUGACGACCCACAUGUUAUGUACAUCUCAAUUCACCGCCAUGACGAUGGGACCUUCUUCCCUGGUACCGGAAAGUCAGAAGAGUGUGGUGCUGGAAUAGGUGUUGGCUAUAAUGUUAAUAUCGCCUUCAUGGGCGGAUUAGAGCCAGUGUAUGGUGAUGCUGAAUACUUCGCAGCGUUCCGUUCCAUAGUGAUUCCCAUAGCGAAGGAGUUUGAGCCCGACAUAAUAUUAGUUUCAGCAGGAUUUGACGCUGCAGCCGGACAUUCGCCUGCUUUGGGUGGCUACCAGGUCACGGCAGCGUGUUAUGCGCAGUUGACGAAACAGCUCAUGGACGUUGCGGGAGGCCAUGUGGUCCUGGCAUUGGAAGGAGGCUAUAGUUUGCCGUCCCUGUGCGAUGCAGCUGAGGCAUGUGUGAAGGCCUUGUUAGGAGAAAAGUUGCCUGAACUUUCCAAGGAUAGCCUUAAAAGGGCACCGAAUCCAAACGCUGUAGCUGUUCUGGAGAAAACGAUAAACAUACAAGGCAGAUACUGGAACAGCGUAAAGAGAGCCGCUACACAGAUCUGCCAAUCAUUAGUACAAGCUCAACAGCGAGAGAAAGAAGAGGCCGAUACUGUGACGGCGCUAGCGUCACUUUCCAUGGGAGUUGUACAGGAAUCAAACAAAAAUAUUGACGAAUCCAUGGAAGAGGAGCAAGUUGAAACAUGAGAUCAAAACAGAAAAAACAAAAGCAAGGAAUGAUUUUAGGUAGAAUAGCUUCUAUAUACAUCUUGUUUAAAUGCCUAUACGUCUAUCAGACAAAUCAAAGCACUCGUUGUAAAUCGGUUCACAGUCGUGUAGCUUGAAAUGAAGGACGAGUGAUCGUUGUCUUUUGACCGCUGACCCAGUCCGAGCUGCAAUAAGAUAAAACGAUUUAUCGGGAAAGAAAUGUUUCAGUGAGCUAAAAUGUAGAGUCACCCAAAAGAAUUUAGCUUUCCAAGAUUAAUUGGAUAGCACUCGCUUUGAACGAGGUUUUAGGAAUGCCCUACAACCGAACAACUGUUUCUCUGGGUGCCAUUGCUAUAGUAAGGGUAAGAAGGAAUGGGUCAUGUCCUCGAGAAGCUUUACGGUUGCUUAAUUAUCACGUCGUUCGCAUAUCCUUGCGCCAUAAAAUUUCGAAUUGGCACCGUUCAUAGACCGGUUUUUUUUUGUUCCUCAAUCGGACUGGGUCAGCUUGCAAAAGUGAUUGUAAUUUUUUAUGCAGCCAUGCAGCACUGGCUUGAUGUAAUGGACUUGAUGUGUUAUAUGCAUAGAGUGGGACAACGAAUCGAAUGACCGGUUAUUAACCAUCAUUGCAAGUCUGACUGUACAACUUCAGUUUUAAGAGCUAUGUCACUCACGUCUACCCCCUCCCCUCCCCCCCUCAAAUUCGUCCCUUUAUUCCGUUUUUAUGUGAAAGGUUCCUCCUUUAAGCCAGUCUUAGUUCUGUUUUCGUUGACCUCGUCGUUAUUGUAUGUCUUCAUCAACUAUCUCUUAGGAGCCAUUUUCUGAUGAUUUUGACAAAAAGUGAAAGAACAGGCUUUCGAUACAUCGCUCCAUUCUAUUUCGUAGUGGCCAUUUUGGAUUUUAUUGGUGCGUCUGUUGCUGUGAUCUAAAAGCCCAACACUUGCGCAGCUCUAAAUGGCCUUUCGAUUAUUGUCGGCAAACGAUCGGAUUUUCCGAAAAUGCUCCGAACUUCUUUGGGUGAUCCCGACCUCGGUAAAGAUUCUUUUUUACAGACCACUGCUUCUGUAGAACUAAAAUAAAGUCGUUCCGAAUAAUAUUGCAUUAAUUCUUCAGUUUUUCUUAUUUCUUUUUCGAUGCCUGUUGUAAUUCUAAACAGGUAUGUGUAUUUAUUUCGCUGUGCUAAUGCUUAAGGUUUCUUCCGAUGAAUAAGUGAUUUUAAAACUGGCCCUUGGUGUAGCGUACACGGGCGAGACGCAACUCUUUAAAACUGAAGCUUUAUUCAAUAUAGCUAUAAAUACCUAGCUUAGCUAAGUGUUUUCAUUACUCAUUUUAUCAUCAUAAUCACAUACCUAGCUGGCUAACCCCUCUACUCUCGCAACCUGAUUACAACUUUUCCAUUCCAUCUGCCAUGGAAUUCCUUGUAUAUUAGUUUGCUAUGAUACAACGACAGGAUCCUCCAGCUGUUUAGUGUUUCUAUGCUCAUCACCUAUCAACUGAAAAUUGUAAUGAAAUCGCUUGGAGAGUCUCUCUGUAAAUCAGCUGCGAGAGUUGUGGGACUAGACUUGUUUAUCAGACUUCCAAGGAGUUUCUAGUGUGUAAUUUAGCCGAGAUAUCCCCUCGGUAACUCUGUAAUUAUUCCGUGUACAUAGUUGUCAAAAGUGUCUGGGGAUUUUUUGAAAAAAGACCCCAGUUACUAGAGGAUUUUCUCAUUUAAAUUAUGGCUUUUAAAAAUGUUACCCUGCGUAGCAAAUAUAUAACAGGGAAGUGACAAUACUAUGUAAAUGCUACAUACAUAUAUAUUAUGAAUAGUAAAAAGUUUUUAGCCUUAAGAAGGUGGAAUGUUAUGGCAUAAAUUCGUGGCAGAUUCGUGUUAGAUUUACAGAGCCACCUUAAAAAUCUGUGACCCGUGUGUACUGGGUCGAGUCUUUCGAGGCAUAUUGAAGCUGCCCGUGAACUGAUGCUGUUCCAACAUUUUGUGCUAUGCUGUUACAAUUAUUGCAGUUGGUAGUGUUUUCGAGAGAUUUUUUUUUGUCCAGUGUAUCUUCUCAGUGUGGCAGAAGGGAAAUUUGAUUUUAUGUGGGCCUCGUCACGUAUUUGUUUCUUCUUAGCAUGAUUCUGAACUGUUUAUUUUUUGAGACAGACUUGUGGAGGGUAAAACCAGUUGUGUUUCGACUUAGUUUGGAUCUGUGUCCGACCUAAAAGCUUGAGGCUUAAAACUAGAUGUCCUUGAUACAAGAGCUUUUGGUCGUCUCACUAGAGGAUAAACGAACGCAAAUUGUCACGGCAAAACGGCGGUUUGUUCAUGUCCUAAUAGUAAGUUGGUUCGUUCGCCUGACAUGUUCGAUCUCACUAUGAACGAUUACUUCUCAAAUUCACCAUGAAAUGUUUUAGGCAAACUGAGAAAGAAGAACUAAGAGAAAAUGCAACGACAAAACUCCAAAUUCUCAUAACCAGAAAUUAAGGAAAUAGUUACAAGGCAGAGAAGAGAAUUGCUAAUUACGUCAUGAGGGUCACAUGGUUAAAAGAGUUGGAGGACUCUUCCUGGUUCUUCAAAAGCGUCAGUGAAUAAAAAUACUUGUAAUGUUGGUUUAUUUUUAUUUUUUGUAGUUUUAUUUUAUUGUAAGAAAUAUUCGUUUUCUCUCUUUGUGUUGAAAAAACAAUUCCCAGUUAUGAAGCGGAGUCUUUUUACGAAGUCUGCACACAGGAAAAAUGGGAAUAGAUUAACUUCCUAACUCUAUGUUCAAUUUCCACGUGUAGUUAAUAACUUUUAUGUAUUACGUCGACGUAGACCUUGAAACUAAAGCGUAAAGAGGGUUGGCUUUCAGAGACUAGCGUCACAAAUGGAUUUAUUUUCAAAUUAAAAACAAAAAUGUUGUUAAA
Messenger RNA from Stylophora pistillata, 6748 nucleotides. RefSeq lists its product as uncharacterized. Gene Ontology annotation, biological process: negative regulation of transcription by RNA polymerase II; epigenetic regulation of gene expression. Gene Ontology annotation, cellular component: histone deacetylase complex. The record is from RefSeq and is a predicted model, not a curated record. NCBI's taxonomy places the organism in Eukaryota, Metazoa, Cnidaria, Anthozoa, Scleractinia, Pocilloporidae. Gene Ontology annotation, molecular function: histone deacetylase activity.